AUGCAUUUGGGGUUGCCGGUGGCAGAGGGGUUUUCAGUUCAAUCAUUUUUUGACUUAUUCCCACAAAACUUCCCACAAGGUGGACCUCCCAAGGAGUCCUUUUUGAUUAACCAAAGACAGUUGCGUCGGGAAUAUCGAUCUUUACAAAGUGAACAUCACCCCGAUAUAGUUAUUGGAUCAAGUGCCUUAUCCGGUAAGACUGAAGAACUGGGGGAUUCCGAAAGUCAGAUAAGUUCUUUAAUUAAUAAAGGCUAUACUACUAUUCGUAAUCCGUAUACUAGAAUUGCGCAUUUCAUUGAGAUCAAUCAUCCGGAAAAGUUGGAUAUUACCCAAGAUGAUGUUGCUAAAUCGCUUAUAGCCAAUUUCCAAUCGUCAUCAGCAGAGUCAUCUUUGGAAUAUAAGGAGAUGCUAAUGUUGGUUCUAGAUGCCCAUGAAAGUUUGGAAAUGGCUACUAACGAGGCAGAUUUAGAAGAGCUUGAAAAAGAAAAUGAAGCUAGAAUUGAAGAAUCAGAAGAGACCUUGGAUAAAUUGUUGCAGAAUGAACCAAUUAAUUGGGAUUCUCUUAUGAUGGAAGCAAUUAGAUUAAAGUAUUGGGUAAACAUUCAAAAUGGUAUUAAAGACUGGGAACCCGGUAAACCAGUUCAUUUAACCCAUUAA
Molecule: messenger RNA, 657 nt
Organism: Hyphopichia burtonii NRRL Y-1933
Lineage: Eukaryota; Fungi; Ascomycota; Pichiomycetes; Serinales; Debaryomycetaceae
Product: J-type chaperone
Exons: 2
Coding region: 1-657 (218 amino acids)
Biological process (GO): [2Fe-2S] cluster assembly; protein complex oligomerization
Cellular component (GO): mitochondrion
Molecular function (GO): protein-folding chaperone binding; ATPase activator activity
Source: RefSeq, a predicted model, not a curated record